CCACCACCACCACCACCACCGCCCCUCAGCCACCGUGUCGGACUUGCUUGUCUCCCCGCCCGCUGUCGUUGCUGCAGCCGGCCACCGCGCGGGCGUCACCUCCUCCCCGACUGGGUCCGCCACCGAGCCGCUGAUGGAACCAUCCCCCCCGGCCCCUGCCGAUGAGGCGUCCCCGGCGGCGGUGGCGGUGCCCCACGCCAAGCCGGGUGCCGCCCCCGAUGACCCGGAUGCCGCCCUGGACGAUCAGGAGGUCAUCCGCAAGGCCAUGCUCUCCUUCCUGGAGAUCAAGAAGAACGUCAUCCUCACGGAGCCGGAUGAGGAUGACCGCCCGAACCGGCGCGAGCCCUUUCCCUGCUUCUGCUCCUUCGAUCCGGACCGCGACCCACGCGACGCCGCUUGUGGGUCCAGCUGCCUCAACCGGUCGGUGCAGAUGGAGUGCUGGCCGAAGCUCUGUCCCACCGGGCAAUACUGCCUCAAUCAGCGCCUCUACCGCGGGGAGUACGCCUCGAAGGUGGAAGUCUUCCGCGCGCCGAUGAAGGGCGUCGGUGUGCGGACCCUCUCGAGCCUGGUGCCUGGAGAUCUCAUCAUGGAGUAUGUCGGCGAGGUGGUCUCCAGACAGGCAUUCACCCGGCGCAUGAACACCUAUGCCGUGGAGGGCCGGCGGCACUUUUACUUCAUGUCCCUGAGUUCGGACCGGAUCAUCGACGCUACCCGGCGCGGGUCCCUGUCGCGCUUCAUCAACCACAGCUGCGAGCCGAACUGCAUCAUCGAGAAGUGGGACGUCCACGGGGUCGUUCGCAUCGGGAUCUUUGCCAUCAAGAACAUUGCCCCCGGCGAGGAGCUCACAUUCGACUAUAAGCUGGAGCGCCACGGCCGGGCGCAGGUGUGCCACUGUGGCACGCCCAGCUGCCGCGGGGUCAUCGGUGCCGCCGCCAGCAAGGGCAAGACCGACUCGGCCGACCAGUCGCAGGCCGCCUCCGCGGCCGGGUCGCCGCAACUCCCUGACUCGGCAUCGGCCUACAAUCACCCCCCCUCCAGCGAUCUGGAUCUCCUGGGCGGGGCCGAGUCGCCGGUGGAUCCGGCCGGCCCGGCUGCCGGGGGGGGCGUGCCGCACGCCGCCGGUCGGCGCCCGUCCGACACCGGGCCGGAUGCCGGGCCGGAUCUCGACGCCGUGGACGGGGACUUUGACAAUGACGCCGAUCGCGCGGACAUGUAUGACUUCCCGUUGAAGAAUGAGUCGGACGUUCGGAAGCUCGUGUCGCGCCUGACCCGGGAACUGGACCGCGCGGAGAGCAACGCCGGGCCGGAUUAUGCGCUGGUGGUGGCGGCCCAUCGGACGCUGGCCCGGCUGCGGGCAACCAUCCGCGAGGCUCGCAUGCCGGCCAACACCCUGGGCGGGCCGGCCGCCUCGUCGUCCAUGGUCGGCGCCGGGGGGGCGGCCCUGCUGUCGGCCACCGGGGCCCUGGGACAGGAGGCUGCGCAAGCGCGGUCCCUGUUGCGGGUGUUUUUGGCACGCGGGGGCCUGCCGCCGUUGGCCCGGCUGCUGGAGCACCCGGCCAUUGCCCAGCGCGAGCCGGGGGUGGUGCGCGAUGCGGCCUUCGUCAUCCGGCGGCUGCCGGUGGCUCGACGCACGGCGGCCGUGUCCCAAAUCGAGGCGGCCCUGCUCCGGUGGACGGCGGGGCCCGACCGGCCGGCGGCCGCGGACUUGCGCGAGGUGGAGGCCCUGCUGCGCCAGGCGGCCGAUCUGGUCAACGACUUCACCAGCCCGGUGCCGAGCAUGGACCAUUUGUCGGGAGCCGGUGGCGAGGCGGCCGAGGGCAGCAGCGGGGCCAUGGGCGGGCCGAGCACCCCUCCGCCCCCGGCGGGGGGGCUUUCCUCGCCGGCACUUGCGUCGGUGGUCGGCGGGGGGGCCAUCUCGCCGCUGUUGGCCGGCACGCCGGGCAGCCGCACGCGCGGUGGUGAUUUCUCCGCGGCCGAUGUGUCGGUCCCUGGCGGCCCGGCGUCGGAGCUCCUGCGGCAGGAGCGUGAGCGCGAGCGCGAGCGCGAACGCGAGAGGGAGCGCGAGCGUGAGCUUGGCCGCAACCUCUCGCUCUUCUCCGGCGACAGCUCCUCCAGUCACUUGGAGCUGAGCCCCUCGUUGGGGGGCGACCGUGGGGCGGGCCUGUCGCGGCUGGCGCGCGAGCGCGAGCGCGAGCGCGACCGCAUUCGGGAGCGCGAUCGUGAUCGCGACCGCGACCGUGGCUCCCGGGACUUCUGGGAGCGUGGCCGCUCGGGCGGCGGCUUUCCGCACCACCAUGCGGGUCCUUCGGCCGGGGACCGGGGCUUCUUCGAGCCCCCGCCAGCCGGGGGGCCGGAGCGCCGGGAGUGGGACCGUGACGGCAUGAACUCGGGCCAUGUGCACCCGCACAUGCACCCCUCCCAGCAGCAGUACCACCACCACCAGCAGCAGCAGCAGCAGCAGCACCACCACCACCACCACCACCCAUACUCCCACUCUCAUCAUCAGCCGCAGCAGCAGCCGCAGCAGCCGCAGCAGUAUCCGGCACCGAGGUUGGGCGAUUCUUUCGGCGGCAUGCACGGGUCAGCCCCGGGCCCGGGCUCGAACGAGCCGUACUCCAAGCCCUUUGCCCCGGCGUAUGGUCCGCAUGGCGAUCAGCAUUCGCAGUAUGUGGCCCACUCCGGCGCCUAUCAGGGGCUCUACUCGGCCGGUGCAGCGCCGGCCGGGGCGAGCUCCUACCCCGGGGAGGCCGGUGGCUUUGAGUCGGCCCCCACCGGAACCCCCUACAUCACGUCGGCCCCGUUGCCGGAGUCACCGCCGCCAGCUGGCGACUAUCGUCCGGCCGGUGCCGACGACCAUGACAAGGCGACUCGAGUCUUCCUGCAGAAGGUGUCGCACUAUGUCAUUCGGCUGAUGAGCCGCUGCCGGGAUCGGAUGGACCGCGAGAAGUUCAAGCACCUCGCGCGCAAGAUCACGCACGAGGUCGUCAACAAGGAGAAGUCCAACCGGCGCAAGCGCCUCGAGUGGAAUGAGAGCUGCCAGAAGAAGGUCCGCAAGUUUGUGGUCAGCACGCUGGAGAAGAACCGGGUCAUCAAGCCCGGGGCUUUCCCUUCCAGCUCGCGCCUUCGGCGGAAGGCCGCGGCCGGGAGCCGGGCGCGCCAUGCGGCCGGCGAGUCGUCCUCCGCCGCCGCUUCGUCCGGGCCGGCCUCCUCGUCUCACCGGUCGCCGGAGAGCGUGUCCUUCUCGCCGGCCGACGAGGGGUUCGCCUGGGACCAGUCGCCGUCCAUGGACGGGGAAGAGGAGGGCGCCGCCAGCGGCGGCGGCGGCGGAGUUGGCGGCGAUGACCUGGACCUGUCGCUGGAUGGAGACGCCUUCCGGUCGUCGCCGGCUGCCAGUGCCGACUCCCCACCCCCGGUGGCAAUGUGACUGCGGUGCUGAAACCGGGCAUGCGCGCAUCCCUGUGCUUUGUCCCCUCUCUCUCUCUCUCUCUCUGUUGCCGGCUUCAUGCCUCCUCUCUGUUUCCCUUGUAGAAGACCAUCCAUCAUUCUCCUUGUACGGCAUCUUGCCCUUCCUCUCGCUGCGAAGCGGCCGCUUUUCCCCUCCUGCCCCCUCCUGCGCAUGUGCGUCGGGGGGGGGCAAUAUACUUGCCCUUGUGUCGG
Molecule: messenger RNA, 3657 nt
Organism: Fonticula alba
Lineage: Eukaryota; Rotosphaerida; Fonticulaceae
Exons: 10
Coding region: 134-3424 (1096 amino acids)
Biological process (GO): regulation of DNA-templated transcription
Cellular component (GO): chromosome; chromatin; nucleus
Molecular function (GO): protein binding; histone H3K36 methyltransferase activity
Source: RefSeq, a predicted model, not a curated record